Molecule: messenger RNA, 1474 nt
Organism: Paramacrobiotus metropolitanus
Lineage: Eukaryota; Metazoa; Tardigrada; Eutardigrada; Parachela; Macrobiotidae
Exons: 2
Coding region: 353-1222 (289 amino acids)
Source: RefSeq, a predicted model, not a curated record
AACCAAAACAUUGUGAGUAAUAAGAAGUUGACUUAGGAUUUCUUCAUCUUCAACUACCGAUUAACUCCCUUUCACUGUUAAGUUCAUGCUAGACACAGUUACUACAAUUUACAGAAAUUUUUUCAGACUUUGUUUACCGACAAUUGCAACAGGGAAUAUGAUUAGUAUUUGUUUCUAACUGAAUGGUCGCUCACUCGGAUCCGUGAUUCUGACGCAGCUUAGGAACUAAUGCUCCCGUAUUUCUAAAAUCUGGAAUCUGAAUCCGUGCUUCGUAUUGUUUUGGACAUAGAUCGCGCUCGAGCAAAUAUUCUCGCCCCGUUCACUGCUUUGUGGCUUCGGUCAUUUUGGAAUCAUGAAGCUGACUGCUCAAUGUUUACUUGCUCUUGCCCUGGUCGCCAGCGGAUUCUGCUGGCAGAAAGCCGUAGACGACAUCAAAGAUGCUGCAGCUGACAUUUAUGAGGACGUACAGGAUAUUGCUGGUCAGGCCUACACAAUAGCCAAAGAUAAACUCGGGACGGUUAAAGAAGUAGCUGAGGAAACUGCGAAAGAGCGUUGGACACAGGCCCAACAUGUCGCUCACGAUGUGAAAGAGGCAGCUGCUGAGAAAGCCAAAGAAUUCGCUGAUGCUGCCAGUCAGACGAUGGAUGCAGCUAGUAAAAUUGCUGCCGAGAAGUUCUCCGAGGCCCGUGUGGCAGCGGGAGGUGCAGCAGGGUAUGCUAAGGAUAAGAUUGUUGAAGAGGCAGGACAUUUUAAGGAUGUGGCUGGAGAGAAGCUGGCUGAUGCUGCUGAAUUUACACGGGAUAAGGCAUCGGUUCUGAAGGAUGCUGCGGGAGAAAAGUUGGCUGAAGCGGCGACAUACGCCAAAGUUAAAGCGGGAGAAAUGAAAGACGCGGCUACUCAGACGUGGGAGCAUGCUCCGGAGAAUCUGGAACAUUUGAAGGAUGCCACGGUGGAGAUGAUGGGCGACGUUAAGGACAAGACAUUUACCGGAGCUCAGAAACAAUGGCGAGAAGCCGAAAAGAAGUAUGAAGAGAUGAAGGAUGCUGUCACUGAUGGCUGGGAUGAAGUAACAGAAAAAGCUUCUGAUACUCUCGACGAGGCUAGACGGAUUGCAAAUAAAAAAUUUAAAGAAGCGAAGGAUGCCGAUAGGUGCGUAACUGGACGAAUAGUACUGAUCAGAGUUAAAUUUAGAAUUUCGAAGCAGUACGUGUUCGUUAUAUAAGAGGAUUACCAUCACGCCGGGUAAUCACGGGCAGGUUGUCCAGGACAAAUAGAGUGUAUCACACAUAUUUUGUCCUUUGCAUCGAUUCGGCAUGCUCAUUGGUUGUUUUUAGACUGUGUGUGUUAGUUGCUUCUCAAAAUGUUAUGCGUGCCUUUUUAUUUUGUCAGCUUUCUCGUAUCGUAAGAACUAUGGCACAGGUGGAAGUGCAGUAAAUGUUGUCGAAAAAAUUUUACGAGUUGAAUAGUACAUUUU